GUUCAAACCGUUGAGGAGCAGCAACAGCAACAAGCAGAAAGCUUCCUCCGUCUGACGUCCUCGUCCGCCGGCGAUUAUCUGAAAUAUAGACAAUCUGGGGAAAUAUACUCUGUGAUGAAUUGUUUGUCGCAGGUUUGUUCAUUUGGUGCAGUUAUAUUUGGAAGAACUAGUCAUUUCAUUGGAAGAAAUACUUUGAGUCAGUUCUGUGCUCCAUCAUGGAAAAGAAAUUUUGAGAACACGGGUAUUAGGGCUACUGAUUUGGAGUUUUUGUUGGCAAGAUUUCGUGUUCAGUGUUACUCGUCUCGGAGUAGUAAGGGAAAGGCUACUCGUUCUAGAAAGUUGAAGCCUGAACCAGUAAUGGAAAAGGAGGACACGUUCUUUGUUGUUCGGAAGGGGGAUGUUGUUGGUGUUUACAAGAGUUUUGCUGAUUGUCAAGCCCAAGUUGGAUCCUCAGUAUGUGAUCCUCCUGUCAGUGUUUACAAAGGCUACUCUUUGCCUAAGGACACAGAGGAAUAUCUCAACUCAUUUGGGUUAAAGAACGCUCUCUAUACAAUUAAAGCUGCAGACUUGAAAAAGGAUCUUUUUGGCAUGCUUAUGCCUUGCCCUAUUCAAGACCCAGCUUUUUGCAAGGGUGAUUCAUCUUCUAAGGAUACCUCCAAAAAGAGGUUGGCUGAUAUGUUUGAAUUGGAGACUGGGGAUGCACUUGAUUUAAUGUCUACGGCUGAUCCAUUGAGAAAGCAUGCUAAGUUAGAUCAUCAUGUGGAGGUUCAAGCAGCAUCCUCUAAUCAGAAGUCUUGCAUUCUUGAGUUUGAUGGAGCAUCAAAAGGAAAUCCCGGACAGGCUGGUGCAGCAGCUGUUUUGCGAACUAUUGAUGGACAUUUGAUUUGUAAAUUGCGUGAAGGAUUGGGUAUAGCAACCAAUAAUGUAGCAGAGUAUCGUGCUAUGAUUUUAGGGAUGAAAUAUGCUCUUAAAAAGGGUUAUACAAGCAUUCAAGUUCGAGGUGACUCAAAGCUUGUUUGUUUGCAGAUUCAGGGCCUAUGGAAAGUUAAACACGAGGCCAUGUCUGAGUUAUAUAAGGAGGCAAAGCAACUGAAAGAUAAGUUUCUUUCAUUCAAGAUCAGCCAUGUUUUAAGGGAACUGAACACUGAGGCCGAUGCUCAAGCAAACUUGGCUGUCAAGCUUGCUGAUGGUCAAAUCCAAGAAGAAUUAUGAUAACAGUUCAAACAAUUGCAGCGUACAGGAUAUUUUUACGGUUGGUUCCAAUGUUCCAGAAUACAUUUAAAAUGAAAGACAGAUCAACAAUUUGGCAUCCGUUUAAGCUCAUAUUUGGUUUUCCUGUUGGUACAUUACUUUCGGAAAUGUAAACCGUGAGGAUCAUUUUGAUUGGCUUUGGCAGAGGUUACAUGCUACAAGCAGCUGAAUUAAACAAUUAGACCCAAUAUUUCCUCAGAUUAGCACCAAGGGCUGAUACUUUAGUUGUUGAGAUCUUUGGCCAAAAUUGCUGUUUAAGUGCCAUGAUAUGGCCAUGAUAUGCAGUUUGGAUUGCAAAACAUGAGCCAUUGAAGGACGACAUAUACCCCCUCAUAUUAGGUGUCCAACCAUAUCUAAUGGUUUAAGUUGUGUAAUCUAGUAUGGUUUGGAUUAUAUAAUACUUUUUUGUUUUAUGUUAUACAAUUAUCUUUUUGUAUUUGACAAUGAUAAUUUAUAUGGUAUUCCUAUCCGUGGUGCCAGAGGUUAA
This is a messenger RNA of Rubroshorea leprosula, 1738 nucleotides long. NCBI's taxonomy places the organism in Eukaryota, Viridiplantae, Streptophyta, Magnoliopsida, Malvales, Dipterocarpaceae. The record is from the annotation of a GenBank genome assembly.